AUGCUCACGAAGACAUUGCUCAGAUCUGCGACCACGCAAGCCGUGUCGCGGUUCGGAAUUCGGUGCUACGCGCAGCUUCCGCUGCGCGUGCCCGUCAAAAUGCCCAACGGUAUCGAGUAUGAACAGCCUACGGGUCUGUUCAUCAAUAACAAAUUUGUACGCUCAAAGCAAGGCAAGACGUUCGAGGUGAUCAGCCCGGCAACAGAGGAGGAAAUCACGCACGUGUACGAGGCACGUGAGGACGAUGUCGAAGAGGCGAUCCAGGCGGCAGACGCGGCGUUCAAGAGCGGCGUGUGGUCGCAAGCAGACCCACUGGUGCGUGCCAACGCGCUCAACAAGCUUGCUGGAUACAUCGAGGAGAACAUUGACACUGUGGCGUCCAUCGAGACGCUGGACAACGGUAAGGCUAUCUCCAGCGCGCGCGGUGACGUACAGCUGGUGAUCAACUACCUGCGGUCGUGCGCCGGCUGGUGCGACAAGGUCGACGGCCGCAUGAUUAACACUGGAUCCACGCAUCUGUCCUACACUUUGAGACAACCGCUUGGAGUGUGUGGCCAGAUCAUCCCUUGGAACUUUCCCUUGCUAAUGUGGGCCUGGAAAGUCGGCCCUGCGCUGGCAACCGGUAACACGGUGGUUCUCAAGACCGCCGAGUCCACUCCCUUGUCUGCUUUGUACGUUUGCCAGUUUGUCGCUAAAUCCGGCAUCCCUCCAGGGGUGGUGAACAUUAUCUCCGGGUUUGGUAAGAUUAUUGGCGAAGCAUUGACUACUCAUCCUAAAAUCAAGAAGAUUGCGUUUACUGGAUCUACCGCUACGGGCCGUCAUAUUUACCAAAAUGCUGGCCAAAACUUGAAGAAAGUCACUUUGGAAUUGGGCGGUAAAUCCCCAAAUAUCGUCUUUGCCGAUGCCGACAUGAAGCAAACUGUUCAAAACAUCAUUCUAGGAAUCUACUACAACAGUGGUGAGGUGUGUUGCGCCGGUUCUAGAGUUUAUGUGGAAGAAUCUGCUCACGACCUAUUCUUGGAAGAGUUGAAAACGGCUGCGGAAGGUUUGAAGGUAGGCGAUCCAUUUGACGAAUCAACAUUCCAAGGUGCUCAAACUUCGCAAAUGCAACUCAGCAAAAUUUUGAAGUACGUGGAGAUCGGCAAAGAAGAGGGUGCGACUCUAGUCACUGGUGGUGAAAGACUUGGCAACAAAGGUUUUUUCGUCAAACCAACGGUUUUCGGAGACGUUAAGGAAGAUAUGCGUAUUGUAAAGGAGGAAAUUUUCGGACCCGUGGUUACCGUCAGCAAAUUCAGGUCAAUUGCUGAACUGAUUGAAUUGGCCAACGACUCGGAGUACGGCUUGGCUGCAGGUAUUCACACCACAAAUAUCAACAAAGCUAUUGAAGUUUCUAACAAAGUCAACGCUGGUACUGUUUGGAUCAACACUUUCAACGAUUUCCACCACGCGGUCCCCUUCGGAGGAUUUAACGCGUCUGGUAUCGGUAGAGAAAUGGGUUCGGAAGCGUUGGAAAACUACACUCAAGUUAAGGCUGUCCGUGUGAAGUUAACUUUGGAAGGGAAAUCUUAA
This is a messenger RNA of Lachancea nothofagi CBS 11611, 1569 nucleotides long. The record is from the annotation of a GenBank genome assembly. NCBI's taxonomy places the organism in Eukaryota, Fungi, Ascomycota, Saccharomycetes, Saccharomycetales, Saccharomycetaceae.